AUGGCGGAUGUACGGGAGCUCCUCCGAAACGAACUUGCAUCACGACGGUCAGCGGCACCAACGGCCGGCAAGAAACGCAAACACGGCCUGGAUUUGGAACCCAGACGGAAGAAGACUAAGCCAUAUACCGAAGAUGAGACACCGGCUGGGAGUGUUGCUGUAGUCGACGAAUCUUCGACGACAUCAAAUGUCAUUGAACCACCAUCGCUUGCUCACGAACCGGAGCUUGACGGGACUCCAUCGAUGGAACCAGACCAGGAGAUGCAUACAGAAGAACGAUCAACAAUACCUACCACAAAACAAGACGUCGAUGAAGACGAAUGGGCCGCUUUUGAGCGUGAAGUUGCCCAGCCCUCUAGGCAACAGCCAGCAACGACCGCGCCACAUAGCGUAUUAAAUAAUAAUGCAAUAAUAUCCGCCGCACCCGUAUCGGCGGCAGAGCUGGAAUCACGCGACCGCCAGGACCGGGAGGCGGCGGCAAAGAGCCAGGAGGCCACCUUGUUAGGCGACCGGGAAGAUGCCACCAGGUUCCUAGAAGAGGAAUUCGACGAGAUGGAAGAGCUAGACCAACGUGUUAAGCGGCUCAAGGAGAUGCGGGAUGAGAUUCGGCGGAAACGAGAAGAGGAUAAACAGAUACUUGGAGACACGAAGGUUAAAUCGCCGAAUAAUGGAGCCAGUACCGAUGGAGAAGUAGAAGCUGGAGAUGACGAGGACGAUGACGAUGAUGAUGAUGGAGAAGGUUGGGAUGGCUGGGGGUUUAGGUGA
Molecule: messenger RNA, 765 nt
Organism: Arthroderma uncinatum
Lineage: Eukaryota; Fungi; Ascomycota; Eurotiomycetes; Onygenales; Arthrodermataceae
Exons: 1
Coding region: 1-765 (254 amino acids)
Source: RefSeq, a predicted model, not a curated record